UUAUAUUAACACUAAGAUAAACUCUUAAAUACAAGUACAUGUAUCUAAUGUAUUUUUUUGGCAUUGUAGGAAUUGAGUAAGGUGCAACGUGAACGUUCCUCAAAAAUUCAAUCCAGACAUCGAAGUGGUCGGAGUGGGAUGGUGAACGUACGGGAAGCUGUGAAAAAGGACCUCGAAGUUGCAGAUCCUCCCCGCCACCGUGUUUGGAUUAAAUCUCGCACCAAGAGUAGAAAACUUGUCACUGAUUACGACAAGGAAAUUGCCGAGAAGAUAGCUCAAUUAGAGGAGAAGCUUAGUCAGGGACAAAUUCAGGUCCAGGGCCAAAACGAUAUCCUCACGCAGGCGCUCGGGACACCAGAGCAUCCUGGACGUGUCGUGGCCGCUUGGGUAUGCUAUUACUUCAAAUGUUAUUUAUUUAGUUACACAAAUGAAAUCGUUGCUAAUUUGCAUUUUAUGAUUUGUAGGUUCCUGACCAGGGCAUCUCAACUGUUCGGCAGGAAGAAAAGGGAAGUGUCUGAUGUUGUGGCUCGGCAAGCGAAGGAGAUUGAACAAUUAAAAGCCGAAGUCCAAUCCCUUAAGCAGCAGAGGAACGCUGCCGAACAAGAGGAAGAAGGAGAGGUGGCUGGUGAGGCGUAUGUUCCACAACCAUACGCUCCUCAGGAUGAGGUACAACCACAAAUUUAUGCUGAGGAGUUCAUUUCCCUCAACGACCAAGGUAUCCUAUACAAUUUUGAUGACCAAGCGGCCCUUACUCAGCAAGUACAUCUCUGCUCUGACAACAUCGACAAUAUUGUGGCCCGAGGGUAUUUGUACGAGCAUGUGGGUGUGGUCAAAGUUCACUGCCAGGAUUACGAUGAUUCACAUGCUCGGAUCAUGGUUUCAGAAAUCCUGCAAGAGGACGCUGAAAUCCCAGUCCCACUUGAAGAGUUCAGAUAUGUUAGGGACGUGUACCAGAUGUUCCUUCCUUGGCCUAAACACUUAAUUUUAACAACCGAGGGUCCACUCGCUCAACCGCCCUCAAGACGUGAUGCGUCAAAGGGGAAAGCUCCGAUGCUUUCUCCACAAAGCCGUGGUGCACGGGAAGAUGAGUUGUUCACGGAAGAGAAGAUGGCGUUGAUCCCUAAUUCGCUGAAAUGGAUGAUUCAUGAAUUCCUAAGGCUCAAAGAUAAACGUGAUAUAAUCACAAUUCCUGUCCCCCGAGGAUUCAUUGCACCGCGUACCCAGAUCACGUUAUCUGGAGAGGAUUUGCAGCAGGUUGCUACGUGUGACUACAUCGGCAACCAGGGAAUGCUGUUUGGAAUGAUGCACAUAUGGGAGAGCAUCAACGGUCUGAGAAAAAUUUUCAAGUUUUACGACCCAGAGCUUCUCACAAAGGUAAUGGGAUCGCCGAUGAAGAACGUAGCCGGGCCUUUUUGA
This is a messenger RNA of Cannabis sativa, 1416 nucleotides long. RefSeq lists its product as uncharacterized. The record is from RefSeq and is a predicted model, not a curated record. Lineage: Eukaryota; Viridiplantae; Streptophyta; Magnoliopsida; Rosales; Cannabaceae. The coding region runs from base 139 to 1416 and encodes 425 amino acids. The transcript is spliced from 5 exons.